Molecule: messenger RNA, 2661 nt
Organism: Bombyx mori (domestic silkworm)
Lineage: Eukaryota; Metazoa; Arthropoda; Insecta; Lepidoptera; Bombycidae
Exons: 4
Coding region: 1-2661 (886 amino acids)
Source: RefSeq, a predicted model, not a curated record
AUGCCCGCUAAGUUUCUCACCGCUGGUCGCUUCUUAGCGGAUCGCUAUUCCGAUCCAGCGUUAGAUGCAGUUGCGACUCAUCUGUCUGUAAGGCCCUCUCUGGGGGCGCUCGGCCAGUUGUUCACAAAUCUUCACCAUCCGGUUGAGCCUUCAGCUUCGCCCAUCCGUCUUGGCAAAGCGGAUACGGCUCAGGACAACCAGGACCCUAUACCACAAAAACCAUACCAAGGAACAUACCAUGAAUGUAUAGGACGACAUACCGACGGAGAACACAGUCCUCAACUCGGGAACGGACACCCGGCCCGUCGGUUGUCGAUCGAUGGAGGCGUGCUGCGCGUGGUCUGGCGUAUGCCAAAUGGAGAGAGCGCUUGCUGGAGGAGCUCGGCCGAACUUCGGCCACUCGUCAGCGCACGCUCGAGGCACUGGUGCCUGUGCUGGAGGCAUGGUCGGACCGGCGACACGUUAGACCCGGAGUCUCACAAAGAAUGGGAGCAGACAGCUUAUUCAAAAUUAGAGGACGAACUACCAACUUGGGAGAAUUUUAAGGAUUUCCUGCAGUCAAGAUACCGUACCUUAGAACUUGUAUUGUCCGUGUCAGGGACUUGUAGCAGCCGUGACAAACCUGUAAGAGAACGUUCACAUUUACUAACUGCCACAGCCACCACGUCACAGCCAAAUGAAAGAACUUGCGUGCUCUGUAAAGAAAAACAUACAUUAUGUCAUUGUAAGAAUUUUACCAAACUGCAACCUGAAGAAAGAGCUGAUUAUGUCAAGACCAACAAUCUGUGUUUUAACUGUUUGGUGCCUGGGCAUUCUGCUUACCAGUGUAAGUUACAAAUGUCCUGUCGCUUAUGUAGAAGACGGCAUCACACUCUUCUCCACCGCCAUCAAGACUCGGCACAAACUGAGGAAAAGAAUCAACCGAGUGCAUCUCACCACGGGGUAGAAGAGAAAGAAGAGGUUAUAAAUAGCAUGGUGGCGUCACAUCACAGAACUAAGCAAAGUACAGCACUACUAGCCACAGCCAUGGUUUUAACGAGGAACGAGCAUAACCAAACCGUUGUUCUUCGUGCGCUAGUAGACCAAGGUUCGCAGGCUUCAUUUUUAAGCGAGAAGGCGGCUCAAACGCUCAAACUUACCAGGCAAUCAGCGAGAGGAAGUAUUAUCGGGGUGGGAUCUACUAGGACUAAUGUUGAUCACGUGGUUCAACUUAAGAUUGGCUCCCGCUGGAAUCCAAGCUUCGAAAUCAACAUACAAGCAUAUGUUAUGAGUAAACAGUUGACCACAAAGAUCCCCUCCAAAGCUGUAACUGUCACACAUUGGCCACAUCUAGAAGGACUCAACCUGGCAGAUCCAGACUACUACCAACCAGGUUCUAUAGACUUACUUCUUGGUGUUAAAGAGUAUGCACAGAUUGUGCAACCAACACUUAUUAAGGGCCCUCCAGGUUCUCCAUGUGCCCAAGAAACCAACCUGGGGUGGAUCCUCUUCGGAGAAAUCGAUAAUAGCCGUGAAAAUGAAUCAUUUCUGGUCCUUCAUCAUCAAGUCCAUAUAGAUCAUAUGUUGAAAUCCCUCUGGGAAAUUGACAAUGAUAAAAAGAGAAUAUUAACAAAGGAAGAAAAGCUAUGUGAAACAAUAUAUGAAAGCACACAUACGAGAAAUAGUGAAGGAAGAUAUCUAGUAAGGCUGCCAUUUAAUACAAAUAAUCCAAUUUCGAUUGAAGGAAAUACGAAGGAAAUAGCUAGAAAAAGGUUACUUCAACUAGAAAGAAGAUUUAAGAAAGAAACUAAACUGAAAGAAGAUUAUACAAAGGUCAUGCAAGAAUACAUAAAAGCUAACUACAUGGAAGAAAUACCUAAGAAUGAAAUAAAUGAGAGAAAAUCAGUAUACUUACCUCAUCACGCCGUGGUACACGCAGACAGAGAAACUUCUAAGACACGCGUAGUAUUUGAUGCUUCAGCGAAGGGCUCUAACUGCGUUUCUCUAAACGAUGAAUUGCUUGUAGGUCCGCAACUGCAAGAGAACUUAAGGAACAUACUUAUGAGAUCGAGAUUACAUCGUGUUUGCUAUGCAAGUGAUAUACAAAAGAUGUACCUGCAAAUAUUACUUUAUGAAGAAGACGCCGAUCGAUAUCAACGCCUUUUGUGGAGAGAGAAUGAUACAGACCCGAUUAAAGAAUAUCGUAUGCUUCGUGUUACAUUUGGUACAGCGGCGGCCCCUCACCUGGCUGUAAGAACGCUUCACCAGGUAGCUGACGAUGAGGGUCGAAAUCAUCCAAUGGCUGUUCGAAUUAUUAAAGAAGAUUUUUACAUGGACGAUCUAAUGUCGGGGGAGAGCAGUGCUCCUGAAGCCAUAAAGAGAGCACAAGAAGUAGAUAAUAUUCUACAGAAAGGUGGAUUUGUAUUAUCAAAAUGGUCAUCCAAUUCUGCUGAAUUUUUGAAAUCUAUAGAACCAAACAAACGUACAUCUCGAGCACAGUUGGAUUUUAAAUUAGAUGGAAAUGUACAAGCUCUAGGUUUGAUCUGGAACCUGGGCACGGAUCAGUUUCAGUACAAGGUUAACUUACCAGCAAGCUUCGGAAGAGAAUCCUGCAGACAUCGGGUCGCGGGGCAUGCUGCUGGCGGACUUGAAACAGAAAGAGUUGUGGUGGACAGGGCCUAA